AUGGACCGUCAUGAUGUGGUCCAUUUGGAUCCUGACCUCGGCCCAAUGAAGCAGCCAAAGUUGGAUAGCAUCGGAGAUGAUCUUCGCGACCUUGACGUCUUCGAUAUCUCGUCCCGUCUUCCAGUUACUAUCGGUAUCGAUGUUGUCGGCGAAGUUGUCGAACACGGUCCUCAGCCUUCGAAUACCCAAGUGCCAUCUUCUUAUCCUGCCGUUGGGACCAAAGUCCUCUUUCAAGGCAAUCUCCGCCGCCCUCACGCUGGUGGCCUAGCCUCCUUCGUUCUCGCCAAUACCGAAUAUCUGAUACCCGUUCCUGAGACAAUCUCCGUUGUCGAGGCUGCGACCCUUGUAACGAAUCCUUUCACUGCGGCUCUUUCUGUGUUCCAUCGAUCUGGCCUUGAUUUCCCCUUUCCCGGCAUGGACCCAAUCAUUGAAUACCAUAGCGCUCACGUGGUUGUCCUCGGCACCGGUACUACCGUCGGGUCUCUCGUCGUUCGGCUUGCGUCCAUUGCUGGUAUCGGAACCAUCAUAACCACCUCUUCAGAGUCAUCUUUCGCCUUUCUUCGAGCUUUGGGUGCAACCCAUGUCAUCGACCGGUCGACCCCUUCCAUUGCCGCCACAGUCCAAUCCAUCUUGGGGUCUUCAGUCAUCAAUGUCGUCGAGGCUUACGCGUCUGGUCAUCCAACCCUUGCUGUCCCUCUCUUCGAGGUGUCCGGUGUUUCAGGCACCAUCAUCAUGUUGGCAUCCUCCACUGGCGCCGACACUGCCGCCCUGGCCGAUAAGGGCAUCUCCUUGCACAACGUCUACGGCUCUUUCGAAGCUCAUCCAAUCGUGUUCCAACGAUGGGCCACCGCCCUUCCGAAGUGGUUGUCGACUGGCGACAUGGUCGUUCUCCCCCAUAGAGUUAUCCGAGGUCUCAACCCCCAAGCCGUCAACGCCGCACUUGAUGACAUUGGCAAGGGUGGCGGGGAUGAUGGGGAGGAGGCACGAGAUAUAUAG
This is a messenger RNA of Colletotrichum aenigma, 996 nucleotides long. It is a transcript of the gene lepG-1, whose product is annotated as Trans-enoyl reductase lepG. Gene Ontology annotation, molecular function: oxidoreductase activity, acting on NAD(P)H. NCBI's taxonomy places the organism in Eukaryota, Fungi, Ascomycota, Sordariomycetes, Glomerellales, Glomerellaceae. The record is from RefSeq and is a predicted model, not a curated record. The coding region runs from base 1 to 996 and encodes 331 amino acids. The transcript has 3 exons.